Anolis sagrei ordinatus is the source of this 5956-nucleotide messenger RNA. It is a transcript of the gene PLCH1, whose product is annotated as phospholipase C eta 1. The record is from RefSeq and is a predicted model, not a curated record. Gene Ontology annotation, biological process: phosphatidylinositol-mediated signaling; lipid metabolic process; release of sequestered calcium ion into cytosol. NCBI's taxonomy places the organism in Eukaryota, Metazoa, Chordata, Lepidosauria, Squamata, Anolidae. Gene Ontology annotation, molecular function: phosphatidylinositol-4,5-bisphosphate phospholipase C activity; calcium ion binding.
AGAUUUGGUCCUUGUCUUGUCACUCUGCUUCCUGCCCAUUUGGUGCCUUGAGGAUUUUAAUCAUUGCACUGUGCAUAUAUCACUCAUACCAAAAGUGGUCCUGCAUUUCUUCAGUAGCAGCUGCAUGAGGCAGAGCCUUCCAGCUUCUCUAUCAGACAAGGAAUUCCUUUCCUUUGCUUUGGAGCAAAGUUUUCCAGGUUCAUCUUUAGGAUUUUUAAAAAAUAUUAACCUUUUUGGAUCCAUGCUAUGGAGAAUGCAGACUCUGUUGCAUUUUCUAACGGGCAGAAUCACCAAAGUUCUUGGAUACUUGUAAGGUCUGCAUUGUACAUAAAUUAUCAACGGAGAUGUGAAUAAAUUUGGACUUUGCUUCAGGGAGAUUUUAUUAUUCCAUCAGCCAAUAAUGCGUGACAUUCGUGAAUUUAAUGGCAGACCUUGAAGUGUAUAAAAAUUUAAGCCCAGAGAAAGUUGAAAGAUGUAUGAGUGUAAUGCAAUCUGGGACUCAAAUGGUUAAACUGAAGAAUGGAGCCAAAGGUCUGGUUCGUCUUUUUUACCUUGAUGAGCACAGGACUUGUAUCAGAUGGAGGCCAUCUAGGAAGAGUGAAAAGGCAAAAAUCAUAAUUGAUUCCAUCUACAAAGUCACUGAAGGCCGACAAUCAGAAAUAUUCCAUCGGCAUGCUGAAGGUAACUUUGAUCCCAGUUGCUGCUUUACCAUUUACCAUGGAAACCACAUGGAGUCACUGGAUUUGAUAACGUCUAAUCCAGAGGAAGCUCGCACUUGGAUCACUGGGCUGAAAUACCUGAUGGCUGGGAUAAGUGAUGAAGACUCUCUUGUGAAAAGGCAACGAACACAUGAUCAUUGGGUGAAGCAGACUUUUGAGGAAGCAGACAAGAAUGGGGAUGGAUUGCUAAAUAUUGAAGAAAUCCACCAGUUGAUGCACAAACUGAAUGUCAAUUUGCCCCGCAGAAAAGUGAGACAAAUGUUUCAGGAGGCUGACACAGAUGAGAACCAGGGGACCCUAACUUUUGAAGAGUUUUCUGUGUUUUACAAGAUGAUGUCAUUAAGGCGUGACCUCUACCUGCUACUGUUGAGCUACAGUGAUAAAAAAGACCACCUCACUGUGGAGGAGUUUGCUCAGUUCCUGAAGGUAGAACAAAAGAUGAGUAAUGUAACGACAGAAUAUUGUUUGGACAUCAUGAGAAAAUUUGAAGUUUCGGAAGAAAACAAGAACCAAAAUGUUCUGGGCAUAGAAGGCUUUACAAACUUUAUGCGCAGUCCUGCCUGUGAUGUGUUCAAUGCAUUACACAGUGAGGUACACCAAGAUAUGGACCAGCCCCUCUGCAAUUAUUUCAUUGCCUCUUCCCACAACACGUACCUAACUGGAGACCAACUUCUCUCUCAGUCUAAAGUUGAGAUGUAUGCUCGAGUUCUACAAGAUGGCUGUCGAUGUCUUGAAGUUGACUGCUGGGAUGGCCCAGACGGAGAGCCAGUCGUGCAUCAUGGUUAUACCCUUACUUCCAAAAUACUUUUUAAAGAUGUAUUAGAAGUGAUCAACAAAAAUGCUUUUGUUAAAAAUGAGUUUCCAAUUAUACUAUCUAUUGAAAACCACUGCAGUAUUCAACAGCAAAAGAAAAUUGCUCAGUACCUCAAGGAGAUUUUCAGUGACAAGCUGGACUUGACUUCUGUGAAUGCUGGGGAUUCUAAACAGCUUCCAAGUCCACAAAGUUUGAAAGGCAAAAUCCUAAUAAAGGGCAAAAAGCUCCCAUAUAGUCUUGGUGCUGAUGCUGAAGAAGGAGAAGUUUCUGACGAAGACAGUGCUGAUGAAAUUGAGGAUGAUUGCAAGCUAAAGUUCUCAUAUAGUAAUGGCACCACUGAGCACCAGAUAGAAUCUUUUAUAAGGAAGAAACUGGAAUCCUUGUUAAAAGAAUCUCAGAUCAGAGACAAAGAAGACCCCGACUGCUUUACUGUGAGGGCACUCUUGAAAGCAACCCACGAGGGCUUAAAUGUUAACUUCAAACAGAACUCAGAUCAGAAAGAUACUAGCAAGAAAUCUCAUGGCAGACUAAUGAGCAACUUUGGAAAACAUAAGAAGGCUGCAAAACCAAGAUUCAAGUCUCAUAGCACAUCUGAUGAUGAGGAUCCCCAGCAAAGCUGUCCUGCAAAAGAACCUAGUGGACAGUUAUGCAGGUUGGGACGGCGGAGAAAAACAAUGAAGUUGUGCCGUGACCUUUCUGAUUUAGUGGUGUACACAAAUUCUGUGGCAGCUCAAGACAUAGUUGAUGAUGGAUCUGUGGGGAAUGUGCUAUCCUUCAGUGAGACGAGAGCACACCAGGUGGUGCAGCAGAAGGCUGAGCAAUUUAUGCUUUAUAACCAGAAGCAGCUCACAAGAAUCUACCCAUCUGCCUACCGGAUUGACUCCAGCAAUUUCAACCCUUUGCCAUAUUGGAAUGUUGGCUGCCAGCUGGUGGCAUUAAACUAUCAAUCUGAUGGCCGAGUGAUGCAGUUAAAUCAAGCAAAAUUCAAGAUGAAUGGGAACUGUGGAUACGUCCUGAAACCUCAGCAGAUGUGCAAAGGCACAUUCAGUCCCUGUUCUGCAGAUCCACUUCCUGCUUUCCCUAAGAAGCAACUGAUUCUCAAAAUUAUCAGUGGACAGCAGCUACCGAAACCUCCAGAUUCCAUGUUAGGAGACAGAGGAGAGAUAAUCGAUCCAUUUGUUGAGGUAGAAAUUAUUGGACUACCCGUCGACUGCUGCAAAGACCAGACAAGGGUAGUAGAUGACAAUGGUUUUAAUCCUGUUUGGGAAGAAACACUCAGUUUUACCAUUCACAUGCCUGAAAUAGCAUUGGUUCGGUUUCUUGUUUGGGAUCAUGAUCCUAUUGGCCGAGACUUUGUUGGACAAAGAACAGUUGCCUUUAGCAGCCUUAUGCCUGGCUAUCGUCAUGUGUAUUUGGAUGGACUAACUGAGGCAUCUAUAUUUGUUCACAUAACAAUCAAUGAAAUUUUUGGAAAGUGGAGUCCCUUAAUCCUCAACCCAAGUUAUACUAUCAUGCACUUUCUAGGAGCCACUAAGAACAAACAACUGAUAGGACUCCGGGGGCUUUUCAACAAGAAUCCCAAACACAAUACUAUGGAAAACAGUGGUCUUUAUGUUAGGAAAAGAUCAAUUGGUGAGCGAAUUCUCCGGCGCACAGCCAGUGCUCCAGCAAAGGGCAGGAAGAAGAGCAAAAUGGGCUUUCAGGAAGCCACUGAACUUAAGGAGAGUGUAUCAGAGGUGACAGACCUGAAGGACAAGGACGGAGUUUUAAGACGUACGAGCAGGAGCUUGCAAGCACGUCCCAUCUCCAUGCCAGUUGAGAAGUAUCUUCUGAGGGGUUUGCCAUCGCCAGAUCAGAAGGCUACCACCACCAUGGAUGAUAAAAAAGAAAAGGCCUCUGAAAGUGAAGACCAUACAAAUUCGAAAGAAGCAAUUUCCUUUUCUGAGAAAGAUUCAUCUUUUAUGGCAUUUGUACCUUCAUUUGAAAGUUUUGCUCCCAAGACUGAUGAUUAUACAACUUUACAUGCUUAUGAAAAAUCAGAUGGCUUAGACUUUGUGACUGGCAUAGCUGAGACCUAUUUCUCCACUGAAUAUUGGAAGGAUAAUCUUUCCAGUGAGUCUGUACAUAUAAAGAAGGAAUCUGAAAGAGAAGAGAAUGAAGGUCUAUGUUCUGUGGAUCAGAAACUUUGGGGAGGUACAGAAGAGAAAAAAACAAAAGCCAGUAGUUCUGUUCCUCAAGAACACGUGGAAAAUAUUAUCAAUUCUCACACGCUAGCCAAUAGCACUAUUACUAAUUUAUCAUUAGGUGACUCGUUUUCUUCUGCCUGUCACGAUGUCCAGGGCUUUCAUUAUACACCAGCCAUACAAGAUACUGACAUUUCUCACCUUAUCAGUGAAGUCUCUUUAACUGAUGAAAGUGAUCUGAGUAGUUCUCUAUCAGCACUGAUAGAUCAGGCUGAUGUCACAAGUGAUCAGACUAAUUUGACUGUUGUGUCCAGUCCUCCUGGAGUUGACAAAAAGAUCAUUAAUAUGAAGUCUACACAUUCACCACAUAUGGUUUCACAUGAUCAGAAUGAAAUGCCUGAUUGCAAGUCGCCUAAAGUAACACAGGUUGAAUUGCCAGCAUAUUCAACACCAGAAAUGGCUAUAAUGACAACACCUGCGACAACAGAGUGUUCUCUGUACACAAUUAUCCAUGAGGCUCCUCUUUCUCCAACUGCUUCUCCCCAUGUUUCAGCAGCCAAACUUAAUAAUGAGAAUAUAACCCGCUGUGUGGAAGAUCCUAGUACUGUUUCUUCCUGCAUCUCAUCUGUCACUCUGCUGAAAUCAGACCCAAAAAGAAAGUGUAGAACAAACUGGGAAUCUUUCAGUGAUAGUAAUUCUUGCUUUUCAGAUGCCUCUGACUUGGAGCGUACAAUAUUUGCCCAGUUCCCACCUGCAAAUUCUGCAGGCAGCAGCUUAAUGGAAGUUGAUGGGGAAUUACAAGACCUCUUGAUCACUACCUAUGAAUAUAAGAGGGAAGACAUGAGUCAACUUGCUUCUCCUUUGAGACUUAAGCAUAAUCAAGACACUCAGUAUCAUAACAAAGCCACCUGUGAACAUCCCUAUAGUGUGGACAUCCACAGUGCCAACCAAGUUGAAGAUGGCAAGUUUAAAAAUGAGAAGACACAAUAUUUUCCACACUCCAAAUAUCAAAAUGGUGAUCUUUUGUACAAUAAUUACUUUCAAUUUUCAAACACACAAAAUGAAGUGUUAAACAACUCCCAAAGAGCCAAUGUAUCCAAAAAUGCUCUACCAUUGCCUUUUUUCCCAGCUCAAAAACAACCAAGUCCUUGUAAAUCCAAAAGUCUUGGAGACUUGACCUCAGAAGACAUCUCUUGUAAUUUUGAAAGCAAAUACAAGUAUAUUAGUAGGGGCUUUAUUACAUCUGGCAUGAAAGAUAAAAUGGUGGCUACUCUGAAAGCUAAAAAACCUCAGACUACCAAUUCUCUGACAGAGCAACUGCGGAAACUAGUGUCUUUUGAUCAAGACGAUGGUUGCCAAUCUUUCUGUUCUCAGCAAAAUGAUGAUUGCCCUAAAAUGCUGGUUAGAAAACUGUCUUCCAGGAGUCAAAGCAGAGUGCGAAAUAUUGCUAGUCGUGCCAAGGAGCGACAAGAAGCCAGCAAACAAAAGCUUUCCAACACUAGCAGCAAUGUAGCCGGGGUGGUCUUUCGAAAUAAGCCCUCUAUGACUCCUCAUGUUAUCAACAGACACUCCACUGGAUCUUACAUAGCAAGCUAUCUUGAUAACUUCAAUGCAGAUGAUGUAGAAAGUCGAGGCGUCCCAGAAGGUGCAUGCACAUCAUUGCGUUUUGGAUACAGUGAUCGGUUUUGUACAGAUGACUCUCUUUUAGAGACAAAGCCAAGCGAAGAUGAUAAACCAGAAAUUUAUUUUCUCCUGAGACUGUAAAUUGUAUAAAUGCACAUCUUCAUUGUUUACAAGCUUUCCCACUGAAUGAAGGAUGAUCAGUAAGCAAUGUAGCCAUUAGCAUUCAAAUGACUUAGAAAUUUAUUUUUCUGUUGUCAUGAAUUAAUGCAUCCAUUUUGAUCAAAGAUUAUGUAAAUAGAUGUUGUAAAAUUUAUUUUCAGUUUUUCUCUUCUUUUUUUGGAGACUAUACACAAACAAGUUGGUUAUGGUUUGCAUGCCAUAUAUGCAAUAGAUGUCCUGUAUUUGCAGUGCAUGUGCAACAGAAUUUGGUAUAGCUAUGAGUCACCUCAAAAUAUUGCACUGACUGCAAUCCCUGUCUUCUUUUCCCAAUCAUUUAGCUACUUCUAAUGAUUUUAGAGUAGUUACCUUAUGAUUUCUCUUUCAAGUAUGUAAUCACAUAGGUUCAAUUGGAUUAUUUUUAAAUGGAAAAAAUAGAUGGGAGAAAAUAAGUAUUCAUA